UAUUCGUUACUUCCCAGCUGAAAUUAAUUUUAUUAAUUGGGAUUGGUUUGUCAUGGAAGGAAUAAGUAUAUAACUGACAAAAUGCGGUAUCGCCGGUUCCGAUAUUCCACUACAACAAUAACCAUCGUUUCCGUCGCCGUUUUCGUCACGGUUUUUAAUAUCUGCCUCAUCGUUCUUUAUCUGUUUUCUGUCCCCCCCUUGCGCUUUGCCACUUCCGGAGGGAUAUAUGCGUAUUCAACCCGAAAUGUUUUUCCACCACUGUUUGACAGUAAUGCAACGGACCCCGAACCGGAAUGCGGGGAGAGCAAAGGGAAAUUAUUAAAGACCGGUUGGGCGUUGAAACUGCUCAAUGUGGCCAUGAAAGAGCUGCGCCGCUACCGGAAACGGGAACUGGAGAAUAUGGAAGCGGGAAGGGAGCCGAAUGGCUACGCUGACAUCUUCACGGAUCUACAACCGAUCUUGGCGGCGUUCACGGCAGACGGCGAGAAGCCGAACCUUAUGGCACUGUUGCCCAAGAUACUGUCGGUUUACUUCAAAAUCAAGAACUCUGGAAUGUUCGAUUCCAGUCCGGGGAACGGCUUUGAGAAGAAUGACCAGCAGAAUGUGAAUCCGCAAAAUCUCCCUUUAGUUGAUUUUGAACUGCUUGAUAAGCUUUUGGCCCUUAAAAGUGGCAAAUUGAAAUAG
Molecule: messenger RNA, 684 nt
Organism: Paramacrobiotus metropolitanus
Lineage: Eukaryota; Metazoa; Tardigrada; Eutardigrada; Parachela; Macrobiotidae
Exons: 1
Coding region: 82-684 (200 amino acids)
Source: RefSeq, a predicted model, not a curated record